Rotaria sp. Silwood1 is the source of this 306-nucleotide messenger RNA. The record is from the annotation of a GenBank genome assembly. NCBI's taxonomy places the organism in Eukaryota, Metazoa, Rotifera, Eurotatoria, Philodinida, Philodinidae.
AUGGAUCGAGCGUUUCAUUACUACUGCAGUAUAUAUUUUAUUGUUGAUCAACAAUUAGAAACUGGCCUCUGGACUUGUUUGGCUGAAUUUUGGACUGCUGAUAAUUUAGUUAAUCGUUUGGCUAUUGGUGAAGAGGCUUAUCAUCCUCCAUUAAAUUGUGAUACUGGAGAAAUUGAAGAAUUGGUUGAUCCUGGUCAUCAUCAUCAUAUUUUUGUUGAUUUUGUCGACAAAUAUUUUUUGGACGAAGUUCGUGAAGUUCUGAUGGUAUUUCUUGGUGGUGAAAGUUAUAGUUUGGAUCAGAGAUGA